GUGAAAGGGUAAGAAGAAUCGAGAGAUAGAGAGAAGCUCCAGAACUCCUUAUCCCCUUCAUCAUGUACUUGAGAUGUAUUUGAAAAUUACUUAGUGAAUGAAAUAUACUUUCCCUAAAUUCCUUCAUGGUAUCAGAGCAGGCCGAUUCUCGAGCGUCUCGCCUGCAUUCUUGAGCAAAUUUCCACUGAAGGGGCGGUGCUGUGUCGCCGCCGUCGCCCGUCGCUCGUCGCCGCUGUCGCCCGUUGCUGUUGAAAUUGCGGAAGAUUGGUUCAUCCUUUCUGCGGUGAGAUCUAUAACUCUUGGCAUCUAGCUCGGUCGCCUGGGCCUCUUCUUUGGUCGUUGCCAUAUCUUCCGACCUGAGGAGGACGUACUGCAGUUGUGUUGAAGUUACUGUCAUCAAGGUCACCUCUGUCACCAAUCCAUUUACACGAGUUGCUGCGUCUACUCCAUUUGGCCAUCAGCAUGAGGAGGUGCUAGUACUGAUUGUUGCUUCUAGUAAUUGGAUUAGUGCAGUCGGGAAUCUUGCCAAGCCAUUCGCUGCUGCAAAAUAUAAGCCCUGUGAGGCAGCCUUUACAUGCCGUGAUUCAGCAGGAGUGACCAUAAAAAACGUUGAUCAACGGGGGAAUGAUCCCUCCUUUGGCUAUACGUUGUUAGGUAGAAAUGAGACUCUCCCCGCGGAUGGACGCUAGGAUGAUAAUCCGAUUAAAGUUCGCCCCUCCCGCGAAAUUACCGCGUGAUGGGGAUUUGAACCCGGGUGGGCUGGCUGCGCACUCGCCUUGCCUUGCCACUGAGCUGAAACUCAGUUCUCAGCAGGAGUGACCAUAACACACACGUACUUAUUUCUUCUUGUUCUUUGGGUGCAAUUAGAAGUUCAGACUUGGGACAGAUUCAAACAAAGACAACUCACGUGAUUCGAGUAUGGACAAAACAUAUGAAAUCUUCAAUAAAUUAUUGGAGCAGCAGCAACAAGUCAAGGUAUUUCCUGAAGCUAUAAAGUAUGCACUUGAGUCCAAUCCUGUCAGAUUAUCUGGUCUUGGCAAUUAUGUUAGUUGGAGGCGUCAUGCUCAGUUAAUUCUGAGCUCUCAUGGUUAUGAAUACUUGCUUGCUGACAAUGAAGAGAAUCUGAAGAGCAGCGAUACUUCUGCUAGACAGAUUAAUGAUAGAGUUUUGGUGUGGUUAUUGGGAAGUAUGGAACCCAUUGUGCGCCAGCAGGUUGAAAUCAUAACAACUGUAAUCGAGGUAUGAGCUGCAUUAGAGAACCAGUUUGCUGGCAAAUCAAACAAGAUGCAGGCCACUCGCAUUAUGGAGGAACUCGCUCACCUAAAGCAAGGUACACAAUCUGUAACUGAGUAUGCUGGUGAGGUGAAACGUUUAUAUAGAGAUCUACAUUAUUAUCACCCUUUCCAGCCUGUUGAUAAGAAUGAUUUAGCCAUCCAUCAUAAAUGGUUUGAGUCUCUUGUGGCCAAGCUCUUUCUUGAUGGACUAAACCAGGAAUUUGAUCUUCGACGUCAGCUUCUUUUCGCUCAACCAAUGUGGCCCAGCCUUGAUGAUAUCAUCUCUAGUGUCCUUGAGGAAGAGACACGGUUGGGUCAUUGUAAGGAAGAUGACCUAAAAGGUGGGGAUGAUAAUGCAGCUCUAUCCAUGCGACCUCGUUAUGUUGCAAGGCCCUUUGGGAAAUCCGACAACAGUAAACUCUAUUGUGAUCAUUGCAGAAGGAAAGGGCACACAGAGGAUGCAUGUUUUGAACGUAAUGGUUUUCCAUCUUGGUGGAAUAAAGGGAGACAGUGGCCAGGGGGAGUUCAGGCAGCAAGUAAACGGCAAGCAAACCAUGUCACAUCUGUGCAAGACUCACUAGUGCCAGAUUCAAGAGAUCUCGAAGAAUUCAAUUCCAAGGGUCGUCUCUGUGAAGGUGCUUCCUACUCCAAGGGUCCCUAUAAGGCUGAAUCCACUCUCUUGGCCACUUCCUCUCAAGAUUUAGGAACUGGGAGAGUUUUGGGGACUGGGACCGAGCAUGAUGGCCUCUAUUACCUUGAUAAUGGAAGUGAUGAAGUUGCCCUCACAUCUUGUUUAUCUCUUGGUGAGGAGCUACUACUACAUCAUCGCAGGCUUGGCCAUCUUUCUUUUGCAGCCUUAUCUCGUAUAUGUCCUACUUUGUUCAAGUCAUGUCCUAGAGAACUCCUCGUAUGUGAUGCUUGUGAGCUGGCUAAACAUACUAGGGCUCCUUAUCCUAGUGUUGGUCUGAGGAGCAGCAAACCAUUUGAAAUAAUUCAUUCAGAUGUCUGGGCCCCUGUGAGGUUCAAUCUAUCUUAGGACACCGUUGGUUUGUAACUUUCAUCGACUGUUUUAGUCGUUAUAUUUGGCUUUAUCUUUUAAAACACAAGAGUGAUG
This is a messenger RNA of Lolium perenne, 2388 nucleotides long. RefSeq lists its product as uncharacterized. Lineage: Eukaryota; Viridiplantae; Streptophyta; Magnoliopsida; Poales; Poaceae. The record is from RefSeq and is a predicted model, not a curated record.